ACAGUAAUUUGACAGUAAAACUUCAAAAGGUGUAAAUAGAAGAACGACGAAAUUUUUUCAAUUUUUCGUCUUUUUCGGUGCCGCAAGAGAUCAUGUCGAAGCUACUUCCGAAGAACGUGGAGCACGUGAAACGAGUGUGUUCCCUGUACAAAAAGGCAUUGCGUAAUUUGGAGUGCUAUUACGAUGAAAGAACUAUAUUUCGUUACCGUGCUGUGUUGAUGCGUCAAAGAUUCGAGGAAAAUCGCAACGUAAAAGAUGAGAGACAAGCUCGCAAGUUGGUCGAAGACGGCGAGAAGGAACUUUUCGAAAAUCAACAUUACCAACCAAGACAAUGGCCCAAUUCACCCGGAGGCGUCGCUUUCGGACGUGAAGUAGACUUACCUGAUUGGGUUUUAGAUUAUUGGCAUCCCCUGGAAAAAGCUGCGUACCCCGAAUACUUUGCGCGACGCGAACAACGCAAAAAGGAAUGGGUCGAAAUGUGGGAAAAGCAAUACGGAAAACCAAAACCCGAAGAAUGGUCGCAUCAUUAGACAGAUUACAGCUCGUUGUUAGUGCAAAAAAUGCAAAAUUUCGCUAAAAUAAAGGAAAGAAAACUCGUCAUAAUUCAAAAA
Molecule: messenger RNA, 611 nt
Organism: Culicoides brevitarsis
Lineage: Eukaryota; Metazoa; Arthropoda; Insecta; Diptera; Ceratopogonidae
Gene: ND-B22
Product: NADH dehydrogenase [ubiquinone] 1 beta subcomplex subunit 9
Exons: 3
Coding region: 93-530 (145 amino acids)
Biological process (GO): mitochondrial electron transport, NADH to ubiquinone
Source: RefSeq, a predicted model, not a curated record